Messenger RNA from Sceloporus undulatus (fence lizard), 1317 nucleotides. RefSeq names its product ankyrin repeat domain 2 (gene ANKRD2). Gene Ontology annotation, biological process: regulation of transcription by RNA polymerase II. Bases 217 to 1056 code for a protein of 279 amino acids. Gene Ontology annotation, cellular component: nucleus. Gene Ontology annotation, molecular function: RNA polymerase II-specific DNA-binding transcription factor binding. The record is from RefSeq and is a predicted model, not a curated record. NCBI's taxonomy places the organism in Eukaryota, Metazoa, Chordata, Lepidosauria, Squamata, Phrynosomatidae. The transcript is spliced from 9 exons.
GGCAGUUGGACAAGAAGGGAAUGUGACAGGCUGAGCUCAUGACAAAAGCGCCUAGUGGGGUGGGAGCAGAGCACUGUUGUCAUUUGGGGCAGGACACAUGUUAGGUCUAUAUAGCAGUAGCUUCAAAAGGAAAAGAGCAGAUCCAGUGCAUAAAAACUGGGAAGGCUGCUGAGCCAGAAUUUGGAAAGUGUCCAGGAGAACUCUCAACUCUAAGACAUGACAACGAAGAUGGAUAUGGACCAGGGAGUGAAAUGGGCAACAGAACUGAUUGACCAAAAGCUGGCUCUGGAAGAGGAACAGAAGAAACAUGAUGCCUCUUCCCCUGCAAGUGUAAACCCCCCAGAAGUGGCAAGGAUGGACACCCCACUUCUGGAGGAUGAGAAGCGGCAAGGACCCACUCACAAAGGCAUUGAAGGACUUAAGGGACAUGAAAGAGUGCGGAAGAGUUCUUUGGACCUAAGACGGGAAAUCAUUGAAGUUGGUGGCACCCAGUACCUCUUUGAAUUACGCAAAAAGCCUAGAAAGAAGAAAGAGGAAAAGAAACCAGAGCCUGAACCAGAGGAAAUUACUGGCCCUGUGGCAGAAGAGGACUUCUUGAAAGCUGCUGUGCAGGGCAAGCUGCAUGUGAUGGAGAAGUUCCUGGCAGAUGGCGGCUCUCCAGACACCUGUGACGAGUUCCGCCGGACAGCUUUGCACCGUGCCUCACUUGAGGGGCAUGUGGAGAUUGCAGAAAAGCUCUUGGCUCAAGGUGCCACUGUUGACUUCAGAGAUAGACUGGACUCCACAGCUAUGCACUGGGCCUGCCGAGGUGGACAUUUGGAGGUGGUGAAGCUUUUGCAGGAAAAAGGAGCUAAUCUCAAUGUGAAGGACAAGCUUCUCAGCACCCCUCUACAUGUGGCAACCCGGACUGGCAUGGUUGACAUUGUGGAGUAUCUGAUAAACAAUGGGGUGGAUGUCAAUUCCUGUGACCGGUGUUGUCAUGCCUGUUGCAGGAAGGUGAGAGUGCCCUCCAUGAUGCUGUUCGCCUCAAUCGCUACAAGAUCAUUAAGAUGCUGAUUCUGCAUGGGGCAAACAUGAUGGCCAAAAACAUGGCUGGCAAGACUCCAACAGAUCUUGUACAACUAUGGCAGACAGACACACGGGAAGUGCUGGAGAAACAAGAGCCAAAUACAAAAGAAAUGCCAGCAUAAGACACAAAUGGAAAGAAGAAAGGGAAGGGAGACAGAACUCCAAGCAAGAAUGGUUCUAGACUUAAAGACGCUGUGUCAUUAAAACUCAAUAAAGAAAUAAGCAAAUGAAAUAUCACUUGGAAGUCUA